Sphaeramia orbicularis (orbiculate cardinalfish) is the source of this 1315-nucleotide messenger RNA. RefSeq names its product parvalbumin 6 (gene pvalb6). The record is from RefSeq and is a predicted model, not a curated record. The coding region runs from base 265 to 594 and encodes 109 amino acids. The transcript has 5 exons. Gene Ontology annotation, cellular component: cytoplasm. NCBI's taxonomy places the organism in Eukaryota, Metazoa, Chordata, Actinopteri, Kurtiformes, Apogonidae. Gene Ontology annotation, molecular function: calcium ion binding.
CCAGCCCGAGCACCCUCUUCCUCCUCUUGGAUCGCAGAGACGCUCGUCCACUUUCUCUUUUCUCUCUCUAUCUCUCUGCUGUCUCUUUCCAUCUUUGUGUCUCUCAUCUCUUUAUCUUUCUCUCUCUCUCUCUCUUUCGCUCUCUCUCUUUCUGUCUGUUCUCCACUUCUCUCCAGAAGCUCGCAGGCUCACUUGCCCACCACUCUUCCUCCAACCACUGAAGAUUCAGAAGCACUCGGGACGCAGACCCUCUCUAGAGCCAAGAUGGCAAUGAGCAGCAUCCUCAACAAUGAUGACAUCAAGAAAGCUCUAGAUGCAUUUGCAGUUGCUGACUCCUUUGACCAUAAGAAGUUUUUCGAGAUGGUGGGUCUGAAGGCCAAGUCCUCAGAUGAAGUGAAGAAGGUCUUCACGGUGCUGGACGCCGACAACAGCGGCUUCAUAGAGGAGGAGGAGCUCAAAUUCGUCCUGAAGGGCUUCGCCAAAGAUGGCAGAGACCUGACAGACAAAGAAACCAAAGCAUUUUUAAAAGCAGCCGACAAGGAUGGAGACGGCAAGAUUGGAGUGGAUGAGUUUGCUGCCCUUGUGAAAGAAUAAAUAGUCACCAGUCAUGACUGGCUAGCUCUCCUAACCACAUCCUGACACCCGCUGCCCCCCCCUCCCUCCCCAGCGCCUACAAUUCAACCCCCCCCCCCCGACCGACUGCACCUGCCCCCUGCCACACACACUCCUCUUCCUCUUCCUCAACCGCCACCCACCACCCCACCCAAACCCAAACCCCCCCUCCACUGUGCUUCUGACUUCGUGCGAUGUUGCACUACAGGAAGCAGGCUGUGGUGUUUCCACCCAAAACCCUUUAACCUUCCACCCCCCCACACACACAUCCUCUAUGCUCCCAUUUUCACCCUAUUUAUUUGAUCCUUUUUAUACAAACUGUUCUUGUUUCUGUUUAUGUAUAGAUAUAAAACAUGCCUGCAGGAUUAAAACUCACAUUUUAAAGCAUAUAGUAUAUAUAAAAAGGCAACUGAACUUAAAGGAAAGACCCUCAUUUCCUUCUGUUUGUCUGACUUUACCCUCUUUAUUAUGUCUUUGGUCUUCUUAGUCAGUAAUUCCUCUCAUUUUUUCUCAUCCCUUUUGUCCACAUCGCCCCCCCCCUCCUGCCUUCCCUUCUGUCUGUCCCACGCCAUCCCUCCAUCCAUAUACAUGCAUCUCUCCAUCCAUCCCUUUCUCCUCUGGUAAUGAGCUGUUGUAAAACAUACCAAAAGAAGAAAGAGGUCAAGCUGUGAAAGAAUAAAAUAAAAUGAAGAAAACAAAUCCA